Molecule: messenger RNA, 1851 nt
Organism: Stereum hirsutum FP-91666 SS1
Lineage: Eukaryota; Fungi; Basidiomycota; Agaricomycetes; Russulales; Stereaceae
Product: alpha/beta-hydrolase
Exons: 17
Source: RefSeq, a predicted model, not a curated record
CCAUGAAGUUGCUACAGAACUUGCCUCUUGUCCUCGGAGUGUUGGGUGGCGCCUCCUGCGAGGUAGUGAAGCGAUGGGCUCCAGAUCCAAGUACCGCAGUUAAUGCUACGGCGGGAGAAAUAGUGGGAUACACAGAUUACGAAGAAGGUGUCAGAGUGUACCGAGGGAUACCCUUCGCACGUCCGCCUAUUGGAGACCUGAGAUGGGAAGCACCGCAGAAGGCGCCACCUUUCAAUGCCACAUAUAAUGCGACCGACUUUAUAGGACGAUGCCCCCAGAUUGAGAGCGGUGCACUUGUGCCAGGGUCGACGGACGAGGAUUGCUUGUAUUUGAAUGUGUAUACUCCCAUACCACAAGAUGGAAAAAACAGCACUGGCUUGGCCGUCGUAAACUGGAUCCAUGGUGGUGGCUUCGCAGUCCAAGAUGCAAGCGAGUUCAACGCCACAAAACAAGUCGUGGAAGGGAACCUCAUUUAUGUGACCUCGAACUAUCGGCUAUCCGUCUUCGGUUUCCUAGGUUAUCCCGAACUAUCCGAAGACGAUAUAUUCAACUUCGCGAUGCUAGAUCAACAGUUGGCCAUGCAAUGGAUCCAGGAUAAUAUCGCUGCCUUCGGUGGUGAUCCCAACAGAGUGACCAUUGGCGGUGAAUCAGCCGGAGGAAUAUCCGUCAUAUUGAACCUCGCCUCACCCAGCAGCGCAGGUCUAUACCACCAAGGAAUCGUCGAAAGUGCUGCUCCCUUGCUCGUUAAAUCGUAUCUUCCAGCGGUCAACAGUACCUACAACAUCACGACUGGCCUCGGAGCUGCCCUGAACUGCACGGACGAGUCGGUGCUGGUGGCUUGUCUGCGUAAUGCUAGUGCUGCAGACGUUUUGAACGCGUCGACUUCAUUUGCUUUCACCCCAGGAUACGGCGAUGUGGUCGUUCCAUUGUCGACGAAUGAAGCUUUCACGACUGGAGAGUUCGUCAAAGUCCCGUUGCUCAUCGGUGGCAAUCGAGAUGAAUUCACGCUCUUCAUAGCGAGUGCCACCACGGCCGGUCCAGGUGCAAAUGUAACCCUCGAGAGCUACAACGCUACGCUCGAAGCUACUUUCGGCGUGAAUGCCUCGUUGGUGUAUGCCGCUUUUCCGCCCGGCGAUACUCAGCUCAGCCUCAAUCUCGCGGAGGCGAGUAACACACCCGCCGCAGCCCUAACAGCAUAUGGCAGCGUCCUCUCCCUCUGUGGUGACCUCUUCGGCUGGCAAGCCCUCUCGCAACACACGACCGUCUACGCCUUCGAAUUCCGAGACCGUUCCAAUCAUUGGGGCAAUCCUCCCUCCGACAUCAUACCGCCGGAAUAUACGGGUGCGUACCACUCGGGGGAGUUGGAUUAUUUGUUCAAUUGGAGUCCGGAUCCGUGGGAGUUGACGGGGGAGCAGAAGGUGUUGAGUGAGGCGAUGAGAGCUUAUUGGGAGGCGUUUGUGAAUGGGGGAGAUCCGGGUGUCGUGCAGGGGAGAGUUGUGGGUGGGAAUACGACGAUUCCUGCGUGGCCCAAGUUUGCGGGCGACAAUUUCGCGCAGGGUUUGGACAUCCCUUCUGCGGACUGGAUCGGACCAGUCGAUGUGAGCGCGGAGCAUCAAUGCGAUCUGUUCAAGUCUUUCGGACCCGGAUAUACUUCAUGACUGAAGUCUUUCCGACGAAUAAUAAUGCACCAGUGAGCUUUGCGCGUCCUCCGUUGGUUGUUGCAGUACCGUAUCAGUGGACCAGUAUGGCAUCGCGCUGCAAUUGGCUCUUGCGGCCGCACGGUGCUACAUGGAAGUUCUGUUCCUCUCAAUGUUGGCACAGCCCUUAGGCCGUGAUAUGCGAACGGCCAUU